This is a messenger RNA of Caenorhabditis briggsae, 1407 nucleotides long. RefSeq names its product Protein CBR-CTS-1 (gene Cbr-cts-1). The record is from RefSeq and is a predicted model, not a curated record. Gene Ontology annotation, biological process: tricarboxylic acid cycle; carbohydrate metabolic process; citrate metabolic process. NCBI's taxonomy places the organism in Eukaryota, Metazoa, Nematoda, Chromadorea, Rhabditida, Rhabditidae. The coding region runs from base 1 to 1407 and encodes 468 amino acids. The transcript has 4 exons. Gene Ontology annotation, cellular component: mitochondrial matrix.
AUGCCAAUCACCGGAACAGUACUUCGUAGAUUCAUCACAAAGGGAGUUAUCCCAAUGUGCCAAGUCGCUCCACUUUCGACUUCGGCUGAAGGAUCUACCAACUUGAAGGAGGUCCUUUCCAAGAAAAUCCCAGCACACAACGCCAAAGUGAAGUCGUUCCGUGCUGAGCAUGGCAACACCGUUGUUCAAAGUGUCAACAUUGACAUGAUUUACGGAGGAAUGAGAAGCAUGAAGGGAAUGGUUACCGAAACCUCAGUUCUUGACCCAGAAGAAGGAAUCAGAUUCCGUGGAUACUCUAUCCCAGAGUGCCAAAAGCUUCUUCCAAAGGCAAAGGGAGGAGAAGAGCCACUUCCAGAAGCUAUUUGGUGGCUCCUCUGUACAGGAGACGUUCCAAGUGAGGCUCAGACCGCUGCUAUCACCAAGGAAUGGAACGCCCGCGCUGACCUUCCAACCCAUGUUGUGCGCAUGCUUGACAACUUCCCAGAUAAUCUCCAUCCUAUGGCCCAAUUCAUCGCCGCAAUUGCUGCUUUGAACAACGAGAGCAAAUUUGCCGGAGCUUAUGCUAGAGGAGUUGCCAAGGCUUCUUACUGGGAGUACGCUUAUGAGGACUCUAUGGAUCUCCUCGCUAAGUUGCCAACUGUUGCUGCUAUCAUCUAUCGCAACUUGUACCGUGAUGGAUCUGCUGUCAGCGUUAUUGACCCAAAGAAGGAUUGGUCCGCCAACUUCUCUUCUAUGCUCGGAUAUGACGAUCCACUUUUCGCUGAGCUCAUGAGACUUUAUCUUGUUAUCCACUCUGACCAUGAAGGAGGAAACGUAUCGGCUCACACAUCUCAUCUUGUGGGAUCUGCACUUUCCGAUCCAUACCUUGCCUUCUCCGCCGCUAUGGCUGGACUUGCUGGACCACUCCACGGAUUGGCUAACCAAGAGGUUCUUGUCUUCUUGAACAAGAUCGUUGGAGAAAUCGGAUUCAACUACACCGAGGAGCAACUUAAGGAAUGGGUGUGGAAGCAUUUGAAGAGCGGACAGGUUGUUCCAGGAUACGGUCAUGCUGUACUUAGAAAGACUGACCCAAGAUAUGAGUGUCAACGUGAAUUCGCCCUCAAGCACUUGCCAAAUGAUGAUCUUUUCAAGCUGGUCUCGACUCUUUACAAGAUUACUCCAGGAAUUCUCCUUGAGCAAGGAAAGGCAAAGAACCCAUGGCCAAAUGUUGACUCCCACUCUGGUGUUCUCCUUCAAUACUUCGGAAUGACUGAGAUGUCCUUCUACACUGUUCUUUUCGGAGUUUCCCGCGCUCUCGGAUGCCUUUCCCAAUUGAUCUGGGCCAGAGGAAUGGGACUUCCACUCGAACGUCCAAAGUCUCACUCCACCGAAGGACUUAUCAAGCUCGCUAUGGCCGCCAAGAAGUAA